Molecule: messenger RNA, 366 nt
Organism: Canariomyces notabilis
Lineage: Eukaryota; Fungi; Ascomycota; Sordariomycetes; Sordariales; Chaetomiaceae
Product: light chain 3
Exons: 3
Coding region: 1-366 (121 amino acids)
Biological process (GO): cellular response to nitrogen starvation; macroautophagy
Cellular component (GO): autophagosome; fungal-type vacuole membrane; cytosol
Molecular function (GO): phosphatidylethanolamine binding
Source: RefSeq, a predicted model, not a curated record
AUGCGGAGCAAAUUCAAGGACGAACACCCCUUCGAGAAGCGCAAGGCUGAGGCCGAGCGCAUCCGGCAGAAGUACACUGACCGCAUCCCGGUCAUUUGUGAAAAGGUCGAGCGUAGCGAUAUCGCUACGAUCGACAAGAAGAAGUAUCUAGUACCGGCCGAUCUCACUGUCGGCCAGUUCGUGUACGUGAUUCGCAAGCGCAUCAAGCUCUCUCCGGAAAAGGCCAUCUUUAUCUUCGUCGACGAGGUUCUCCCUCCCACCGCCGCGCUCAUGAGCAGCAUCUAUGAGGAACACAAGGAUGAGGAUGGGUUCCUCUACAUUACCUACUCGGGCGAGAACACUUUCGGCAAUUUUGAGACUGCCUAA